CGAACCACCCCUUUGCCUCCGGACUUCUCUGGGGCCAGCAGCCGCCCGACCUGGGGCCCGGGGCCACGGGCUCAGCCGACGACCAUGGGCUCGGUGUCCAACCAGCAGUUUGCAGGUGGCUGCGCCAAGGCAGCGGAGAAGGCGCCAGAAGAGGCGCCGGCUGACGCGGCCCGAGCGGCAGACGAGCCGCAGCUGCUGCACGGGGCCGGCAUCUGUAAGUGGUUCAACGUGCGCAUGGGGUUCGGCUUCCUGUCUAUGACCGCCCGCGCCGGGGUCGCGCUCGACCCCCCGGUGGACGUCUUUGUGCACCAGAGCAAGCUGCACAUGGAAGGUUUCCGAAGCCUCAAGGAGGGUGAGGCAGUGGAGUUCACUUUUAAGAAGUCUGCCAAGGGUCUAGAGUCCAUCCGCGUCACUGGCCCUGGUGGCGUGUUCUGUAUUGGGAGUGAGCGACGGCCAAAGGGGAAGAGCAUGCAGAAACGAAGAUCCAAAGGAGACAGGUGCUACAACUGUGGUGGGCUAGACCACCAUGCCAAGGAAUGCAAGCUGCCACCCCAGCCCAAGAAGUGCCACUUUUGCCAAAGCAUCAGCCAUAUGGUGGCCUCAUGUCCACUGAAGGCCCAGCAGGGCCCCAGUUCUCAGGGAAAACCUGUCUACUUCCGGGAGGAGGAAGAAGAGAUCCACAGCCCUACCCUGCUCCCAGAAGCCCAAAAUUGAGGCCCAGGAGUAGGGGUUAUUCUUUGGCUAAUGGGGAGUUUCAGGGAGGAGGCAUCAAUCCGCAGAGUGGAGAAAGUGGGAA
Messenger RNA from Rattus rattus (black rat), 796 nucleotides. RefSeq names its product lin-28 homolog A (gene Lin28a). The coding region runs from base 85 to 714 and encodes 209 amino acids. The record is from RefSeq and is a predicted model, not a curated record. The transcript is spliced from 4 exons. NCBI's taxonomy places the organism in Eukaryota, Metazoa, Chordata, Mammalia, Rodentia, Muridae. Gene Ontology annotation, molecular function: zinc ion binding; nucleic acid binding.